UGCCGGGAUUUUCCUCGACUCCCCUCGGAUUGGAUUGGAUUGGAUUGGGUUGGAUUGGCUAGGAUCGGCCGGCGAUGGAUUACCAGUACUUCGAGGAGGAAUCGGACUACAUCGAUCUCGACGAGGAGGACGAGGUGGAGACGCUCGGCGGCGGCGGCGGCGGCGGUCUGGACUACCGAUUCGGAAAGGCCGAGGAUGAGGAGGAUUACUACCUGGGCGAGGAGGAGCUGGAGGAGGAGGAGCUGAAUCGCUUUGGAGUCCUGGGCCUGGCCGAGCGCCUCCUGGGCAGCCUGCAGAGCUGCGUGGAGCCCUCGCUGCUGCAGGUGCUCCAAUAUGUGGCGCCCAUGCUGCUCCUCUGCCUGCUGUGUCGCCUCCUGUGCCUCCUUUACUCGCAGCGCAGGCGCCUCACCAGCCUGGCGCCGCUGCACUUCCUCCACUUUGCCUGCGGCCUCGUCCUCCUGCAGUUCUCCGUCGGCUAUCGCCUGCUUCUGCUGCUCCUGCUAGCCGCCAUUGGCUACCUGCUGCUCCAACUGCUGCGCCUGGGCCGCCGGGGAGCCCAGAUCCUGGCCCUGCUCACCGUGGGCAGCCAGUUCCUGUACGAGCUGCUCCUCUGGCGGCGCCGCAGCGACUGGCCGCAGCUGCGCGGCAUCCAGAUGGUGGUCAACAUGAAGCUAAUCUCGCUGGGCUUCGAUCUCACCGCCAGUGGCCAGCUGCAGGCGAGGAUUCCGGGGCCGCUGGCCUAUCUGGGCUAUGUCUACAGCCCGGCCACCUGCGCCUUGGGUCCGUGGGUGAGCUACGGCUGCUACAUGGACUGCCUGGUGCCCAGAAACAGCUGGCUAAUCAGCCUGCGUCGCCUGGUUCCCAACGCCCUGCUCUGCGUGCUAGCGGUGAUCCUGUCCAACUGUGUGGCUCCCGCGCUGAGCGACUUCUUCGGGGACAGCUCCCACUUCCUGGUCAUGUACUGGGAUGCGCUGAGCGUGCGCAGCAGCCACUACUUUGUGGGCAUCAUGGCGCAAUCGCUGCUGGUGGCCGCCGAUCAGCGACUGGACGGCGGCCAGGAGUCGGAGCUGCUGGGGCCGCUGGUCUCGCGACCCUGGCUCAUCGAGUGGCCGCGUUCGAUUAGCUCGCUGGUCCGCGGCUGGAACAUUCCCAUGCACGAGUGGCUCAAGCGGUACAUCUACGGGCCCAUUAAGGUGGACGGAAGGAGUAGGGGACGCAUCCUGCUGGCCGUGCUGCUCACCUAUGCCGUGUCCAGCCUGCUGCACGGCAUGGAUCUGCGCAUCUAUCUGGUGCUCAUCUCGCUGGCCUUCCUCGCGGAGGGGGAAUCCCUGCUGCGCCGCCAGCUGGCCAGCUGCCUGGAUGCCUGCAUCUCGGCGAAUCUGUGCCGCGGCAAGGAGCGUUGUCGCUAUGCCAGAUGCCCCAGCAGGCGGGGAUGGCAGUCGCUCUCCCACUGGCUGGUUAAGGCCACCAAUCUGGCCUUCACCGCGCUGGCCAUCUUUCACCUGGCCUACCUGGGCGUCGUGCUGCUGGGAGAUGCCCUCAACGACGAGACAACGGAGUCGUUUCUCUGGCACUGGCAACAGGCGGGCUAUCUGAGCCACUACAUCGGCGCCGGCACCUUCGUCAUCUACCUAUUCAUCUCGUAAAGGACUCCAGAGGAUCCUAACCAAUACUCGCUAUGACUGAUCUACACGUAUUUAUAAUCGUAACCUUAGCGUCUUGUAAUUUUUGUAUCUCCUCGUGUAUCUUGUAGUCCGUAUGUAUGUGCUGUGUGAGUACUUAAUUAAUUAAAUCAUUCUGUGAAACGGAA
Drosophila takahashii is the source of this 1810-nucleotide messenger RNA. It is a transcript of the gene por, whose product is annotated as Protein-serine O-palmitoleoyltransferase por. Gene Ontology annotation, biological process: protein palmitoylation; lipid modification; Wnt protein secretion. NCBI's taxonomy places the organism in Eukaryota, Metazoa, Arthropoda, Insecta, Diptera, Drosophilidae. Gene Ontology annotation, cellular component: membrane; endoplasmic reticulum. The record is from RefSeq and is a predicted model, not a curated record. Gene Ontology annotation, molecular function: Wnt-protein binding; palmitoleoyltransferase activity.